Scleropages formosus (Asian bonytongue) is the source of this 1783-nucleotide messenger RNA. RefSeq lists its product as uncharacterized. The transcript has 3 exons. NCBI's taxonomy places the organism in Eukaryota, Metazoa, Chordata, Actinopteri, Osteoglossiformes, Osteoglossidae. Bases 85 to 1656 code for a protein of 523 amino acids. The record is from RefSeq and is a predicted model, not a curated record.
UGGGUGGAGUGUAAAGAAGACAUGGGAGAAAACUGAUAGGUAUGGGCAGCAGGAGAAAGGACAAGACUGUCACUGAGUACUUUCAUGGUUUCAUACUUCCCUCAUACUCCGCAGCUAUUAAUGCUAGAUGUGAUAGCUAUGCCUUCUACAGCUGCUAGGUUCCCAAGCUGGAUUUUGGUGGGACUUUGUUUUUCCAUCUCCGUGUGGGGAGAGGGAGAGACACAUUUUUCGCAAUGUUACCAGAGCUUUUACAAGCAGAUGCCCCCUCGGGGCUUCAGCGGAGACCAUCUACAGCAGCUCUGUCACAACCUGGGGAACGGACAGUCCUUCGCUAGCUUGUACAGUGCUUCCCGCGAUGCUACAGUCUUCUCUGCACUUUGUAUCGGCAAAGGAUGGAGACACAAGGGGAGUGAGGGAGACCACAAGGAUGAUGAGGGCUUGGAUGUUGAGUUGGAUGAAACACGCGCUGAAGGAAGCAGGGAGCAAGAAGAUGGAGAUGGGAAGUCCCAGAAAGAGGGUGCGGUGGGUCUACCAAGCUUGCCACUAGCACUUCUUGGGGAUGGAGUCUAUACCUCCACCAACACACAUACUCACAUAUGGGACAUCAUGAUGCUCAAGUUUGUUCAUAACAAGACCCUUCCUUGGUGUCACUCUAUGGAAGGCGAUCUGUAUGUGUUAACUGGCAAGCAGCAUAUUGCUGAAUCCGAAAAGGGAGACGAGCUUUGUCUGUUCUGGUCUGCUUUGUGCUGUUCCGUGGCCGACGAGAAGAGGAAACACAGUUUUGGGGUAUUAAGAACUGCUGAUGGAGGGGUUAAGUUACUGAGCGUGGGAGCUCUGGAGGAAGUGCUUGGAGUAAGUGACCUGUUUCCCGGUAGGUGUGAUGAGAGCGGUGGACCAGGGGAGGACAAAAGUGAUAUGCAGGCUUUCUUUAAUACAAUAACAGCAGAGUUGAGCACUGACACACAAUCGCACGGUCUGGGUCCUGAAAGCACUGCUGCAGAUGUGCAAAGCACUGCGAAAGAACCACCGACCGCAGCAGAAGAACAGACAGAGAGCAUCCUUGUAUCCCUCAUCUCCUCAUCGUUCUCUCUGCUCGCCGUCCCCUUUCGCCCCAUUGUCUCCACCAUUACCCACAUCCCUAGGCAGGUAUCUGACGUAAUCCAAGAAGAUGUGGGCAUACUUUCGGCCCUGCCGUCUGACACCUUCUCAGUCUUUUACAGCAUCGUCUCAGAUGCGACAAGCGGAGUCAUGUCUGCAGGGGGGCUGCUAGGUGCAGCAGGGGAACAGUGUAUUUCUUACGUAUACUGCUGCACGGCAUCUCUGGUGGACACUCUUCUCAACACCUUCGUGGAGGGGGUAACCGGGGUGGGUACCCUGGCUGGAGAUGGGGUAGGCAUUUUUCAGGGAAUAGCGGCGAAUGCAUGGUCAGUUUCCAAAUUUAUUACUGGUACAGCGUGGGAACACAGUGAAGGCUAUCUGUGUGCAGUGUUCUCAGAAUUGGGCUCUCAGAUGCAAGGGGUGGGUGGUGGGCUGGGGAAACUAGUCAUGAAAGGGGGCAGAGGGGUAAGCAACGUGGUGAAAAUAGUGGGAAUGGUGAUGGCGGGGAGUGUAGAUAUGGUAGUGCAGGCCAUGAUGGAGGCCUUUGGAAAAGAGUGAUUUGGACUUCUUGUUCACUUAAAGGUCUGUCAUUUAACGUCUUAUAGACUAUAUACGUUAUAUAUAGUAUAUAUAAAAAAUAAGUCGUCAUGUUUUCAGUCAACCAGCAGUAUUUAAGGAAAUUGUC